CCUCCUCAAAGCAUCUGCUCACUCGCGUCAUCCUGCAAUUCAGUCAGCAGCUCAGUAUCAGCUCAGAUCAGCUCAGAUUUUAUUCUCGCCUAUUAGCUCGAUUCCAGACUCACUCAGCUAGAAAGGGAAAUGGCCGCCGUCAGUGCCUCGGUCGCUCUCGUGGGGAGUGUCGCCCCCGUCUUCAGGGAGACACGUACUGGGUCUAGCUCCAGCAGCAGCAGUGCUAGAUUAGGAUCCACAGCCAGCUUCGGCAAUUUGAGAUUGACAGCUGCUGCACCUCGCUCACGAUCCAUCAGCCGCCCGUUCGUGGUCCGAGCUAAGGACGAUGGCAUUGUCGACUCAGUCAAGUCCACCGCCGACCAGGCUGCGCAGAAUGUCAAGAGCGGAGCAAACAAAGUCGGAGAGUUCGUCUCUGACGCAGCGAGCAACGUCAAGGACACAGCUCAAGACGCCGUGGAGACCGUGAAGGACAAGGCCAGCGACCUCACCGGCCAGGCAAAGAGCGCUAGCCAGGACUUGGGCAACAAGGCCGAGGACGUCAAGGAUCAAGCCGCCGGCAAAGCAGACGAGGCCAAGGAGAAUGUGAAGGGAACGGUCGACAAAGCCAGCAGCAAGGCUGAGGACGCCGGCAAGGACAUUCAGUCCAAGGCAGAGGAUGCAACCUCGUCAGCGAAGUCAGGAUUCAAGGACGCGACACGCCAGGCCGAGGGAUCCGUCAGAGACGCUUCGAGAUCUGCCCAAUCGGGAGUAGAUGAAGCUUCGAGCAAGGCUAAAUCUGGCCUCGACGAUGCGUCAAGGAAGACACAGAAUGCGGCCAACGAGCUUAAGAACUGAGCCUAUGCAGCUAAAUCAGUCAAUCAAUCCGUCGACUACAAUUUCGUGAUUGUGUAGGACGCAUGUAGAUAGAUACUAGUAAGGCCCUGCAGUGUUCUGUGCCAUAUCUGGAGGGAAUGUUCCCACCGUCUCGGCAAAAAGGAUAGUGUUGGAAACUUGUACAACAUCCUCAGCAUCACGUCACAGUUCCUGUGACGUGCAUGAAUUGUGAAUUGAGAAAAUUCUAUUUGAUUCUAUUUUC
Molecule: messenger RNA, 1075 nt
Organism: Marchantia polymorpha subsp. ruderalis
Lineage: Eukaryota; Viridiplantae; Streptophyta; Marchantiopsida; Marchantiales; Marchantiaceae
Source: the annotation of a GenBank genome assembly